Molecule: messenger RNA, 4442 nt
Organism: Hipposideros armiger (great roundleaf bat)
Lineage: Eukaryota; Metazoa; Chordata; Mammalia; Chiroptera; Hipposideridae
Gene: GAK
Product: cyclin G associated kinase
Exons: 28
Coding region: 102-4010 (1302 amino acids)
Biological process (GO): clathrin-dependent endocytosis; protein phosphorylation; clathrin coat disassembly
Cellular component (GO): cytoplasm; intracellular membrane-bounded organelle; vesicle
Molecular function (GO): protein kinase activity; ATP binding; clathrin binding
Source: RefSeq, a predicted model, not a curated record
UCGGGGCGGAAGCUAGUGCGGUUUGGGGCCGGCGGUUGCUGAGCGGACCCGGCCGUCUCAGGACCCGAGUCCCCGCUCGGCGCCCGCUGCGGGCCGCCGCCAUGUCGCUGCUGCAGUCGGCGCUCGACUUCCUGGCCGGCCCAGGGUCCCUGGGCGGCGCCGCCGGCCGCGACCACACCGACUUCGUGGGGCAGACGGUGGAGCUGGGCGAGCUGCGGCUGCGGGUGCGGCGGGUCCUGGCUGAAGGAGGGUUUGCAUUUGUGUACGAAGCUCAAGACCUGGGAAGCGGCCGAGAGUACGCGCUGAAGAGACUGCUAUCCAGUGAGGAGGAGAAGAGCAGAGCCAUCAUUCAGGAAGUUUGUUUCAUGAAAAAGCUGUCUGGCCACCCCAACAUUGUCCAGUUCUGUUCCGCAGCAUCAAUAGGAAAGGAGGAGUCAGACACUGGGCAGGCCGAGUUCCUGCUGCUGACAGAGCUCUGCAAAGGGCAGCUGGUGGAGUUUUUAAGGAAAAGUGAAUCCCGAGGGCCGCUUUCGUGCGACACUGUCCUGAAGGUUUUCUACCAGACGUGCAGAGCUGUCCAGCACAUGCACCGGCAGAAGCCACCCAUCAUCCACAGAGACCUCAAGGUGGAAAACUUGUUGCUGAGUAACCAGGGGACCAUUAAGCUGUGUGACUUCGGCAGUGCCACCACCAUAUCGCACUUCCCCGACUAUAGCUGGAGCGCCCAGAAGCGGGCGCUGGUGGAGGAAGAGAUCACCAGGAACACAACACCCAUGUAUAGGACGCCGGAAAUCGUGGACUUGUACUCAAACUUCCCAAUCAGUGAAAAGCAGGACAUCUGGGCCCUGGGCUGCAUCCUGUACCUUCUGUGCUUCCGGCAGCACCCUUUUGAGGACGGAGCGAAGCUGCGGAUAGUGAACGGGAAAUACUCGAUCCCGCCUAACGACACUCGGUACUGCGUGUUCCACGACCUCAUCCGCGCCAUGCUGAAGGUGAACCCGGAGGAGCGGCUGUCCAUCACAGAGUUGGUGAACCAGCUGCAGGAGAUCGCGGCUGCCAGGAACGUGAACCCCAAGUCGCCCAUCACCGAGCUCCUGGAACAGAACGGAGGUUAUGGGAACUCUGCCCCGCCCCCACCCGGGGGCCCCACGAACAGCAGCUGCCGUGCAGGCCUGGUGGUUGCCGAGUAUGACCAGCCUUAUGGCGGGCUGCUGGACAUCCUGCGCGGGGGCACUGGGCGCCUGCUUACAAACAUCAAGGACACCUCCUCAAAGGUCAUCCAGUCUGUCGCCAGUUAUGCAAAGGGAGAUUUGGACAUAUCUUACAUCACAUCCCGAAUUGCAGUGAUGUCGUUUCCGGCAGAAGGUGUGGAGUCAGCUAUCAAAAAUAACAUAGAAGAUGUGCGGUUGUUUCUGGAUUCCAAGCACCCUGGCCAUUACGCGGUAUACAACCUGUCCCCGCGAACGUACCGGCACUCCAAGUUUCACAACCGGGUCUCCGAGUGCGGCUGGGCGGCCAGGCGGGCCCCAAACCUUCACAGCCUGUACAGCAUUUGCAGGAACAUGCACGCUUGGCUCCGGCAGGACCACAAGAACGUGUGCGUGGUGCACUGCAUGGACGGGCGAGCAGCGUCAGCCGUGGCCGUCUGCUCCUUCCUGUGCUUCUGCCGGCUCUUCAGCACCGCCGAGGCUGCCGUGUACAUGUUCAGCAUGAAGCGCUGCCCGCCAGGCAUCUGGCCGUCUCACAAAAGGUACAUCGAGUACAUGUGUGACAUGGUGGCAGAGGAGCCCAUCACGCCCCACAGCAAGCCGAUCCUGGUGCGGGCUGUCGUCAUGACGCCCGUGCCGCUGUUCAACAAGCAGAGGAGCGGCUGCAGGCCCUUCUGCGAGGUCUAUGUGGGGGACGAGCGUGUGGCCACCACCUCCCAGGAGUACGACAAGAUGCGGGAUUUUAAAAUCGAGGACGGCAAAGCAGUCAUUCCCCUGGGUACAACUGUCCAAGGGGACGUGCUCAUUGCCAUCUACCACGCGAGGUCCACCCUUGGCGGACGACUGCAGGCCAAGAUGGCGUCCAUGAAGAUGUUUCAGGUCCAGUUCCACACGGGAUUCGUGCCUCGGAACGCCACCACUGUGAAGUUUGCCAAGUAUGACUUGGACGCGUGUGACAUCCAGGAGAAGUUCCCAGAUUUGUUUCAAGUGAACCUGGAGGUGGAAGUGGAGCCCAGAGACAGGCCCAGCCGGGAGGCUCCACCCUGGGAGAGCACGAGCAUGAGGGGGCUGAAUCCCAAAAUCCUCUUUUCCAGCCGGGACGAGCAGCAAGACAUUCUGUCCAAGUUCGGGAAGCCGGAGCUCCCCAGGCAGCCUGGCUCCACCGCUCAGUACGACGCCGAGACGGGAUCCCCAGAUGCGGAGCCCACGGAGUCAGAGUCACCGCAGAGCAGCAGCACAGACACCAACCACUUCCUGCACACCCUGGACUGGCAUGAGGAGAAAGACUCCGAGAUGGUCCUGGAAAGGAACUUCAUCAAGGAGACCUCAGCCGGCCCGGCUCAGGACGAAGGUGACAGUGAGCCGUCUGACGAGGAAGCGGCAGUGUUCUCAGCUAAGAGCAGUAACACGGCUGACGAGGACACGCCGGGCCCGGCUGCGAGGGCACAAGACCAAGAGUUGCUUUUUGAUGGGAACACGACGGCCAUCCCUCAGGAGCCCACGCUGCCUGAGGAUGGCGUCGACCUCCUGGGGCUGCACUCCGAAGCAGGACCAGCACCCCCCACGCAGGCCUCGGGGGCUCCCCCCAGCAACGCCGACCUGCUCAGCUCUCUCCUGGGGGUCCCAGAGGCUGCUCCGGAGAGCUGCCCAGGCGAUCUCCUCGGCAGUGAGGGCCCCCUGCUCUUCACAAGCCCUGCCCCUCCCCCGAGUGCACGGAGCACACCUCGCGAAGGGCCCACUGUGGCGGCCGACCCGUUUGACCCUCUCCUGGUGACCUGUGACCCAGACGCCCCGCCCUGCUCCGAGCCCCACCUCUUUGGCGAAUUUCUUAAUUCGGAUUCUCCAGCUGCCCAGUCUGCGUCCUUCCCCUCCACACACAGCGCCCCACCCCCGACCUGCAGUACAGACUUCCUACAACUGGGGGAUGUACUGGCAGAGUCCAGCAAGAUGCCUGCGUCGGCCAGCCACCCAGACCUGCUGGGAGGAUGGGACACCUGGGCGGAGGCGCCAGCCCCCACACCGGCCCCAGAAGGCCCCUUCUUCUCUUCUGGAGGCCAGCCGGCCCCUCCUGGCCCCUCAGCCAGUCAGACCAAAUCUCAGAGCCUGGACCCGUUUGCAGACCUCGGCGACCUCAGUUCCAGCCUCCAAGGCUCACCUGCUGGAUUUGCUCCUGGGGGCUUUGGUCCCAAAGCGGCCCCCCCACCCAAGGGCACUGGCUCCUGGCAGACAAGUCGGCCCACAGCCCAAGGCACUCCACGGCCCUCCCAGGCCAAGCCACCCCUCAGAGCCGGUGCUCAGCCAAGGCCGAGCUAUGCCACGAACUUCAGUGUGAUCGGUGGCCGAGAGGAGAGGGGUGUCCGUGUCCCCAGCUUUGUGCAAAAGCCGCGGGUGUCUGAGACCGACUUUGAGGACCUGCUCUGCAAUCAAGGCUUCUCCUCCAAGGCCGACAGGAAGGGGCCAAGGACCAUCGCCGAGAUGAGGCGGCAGGACCAGGCGAGGGACACGGACCCACUCAAGCUGAAGCUCCUGGACUGGACCGAGGGCAAGGAGAGGAACAUCCGCGCCCUGCUGUCCACGCUCCACACCGUGCUGUGGGACGGCGAGAGCCGCUGGACGCCCGUGGGCAUGGCCGACCUGGUGACGCCUGGGCAAGUGAAGAAGCAGUACCGCAGGGCCGUGCUGGUGGUCCACCCGGACAAGGCGGUGGGGCAGCCCUACGAGCAGCAGGCCAGGAUGAUCUUCAUGGAGCUGAGCGACGCCUGGGCCGAGUUCGAGAGCCAGGGCGCCCGUCCUCUCUAUUGAGCCCGCGUGGUCGCCGCUUCGCGUGCAGCUCACAGAGCCGGAAGCUGCUGGGCUCAGCCAAGAGCCGCCUGGAGGCCGUGCAGCGUGGGCUGACUCGGCUGCACCGGUGGCCGCGCCCCGCCCUCGGUGGACCUGGAGCAGACACGGUCCAGCCCUUGUCGCCGUCCCCGUGGGCACGAGGAGAGAAAGCAUUCCGAAGCCUCUUGGUUUUUCUUUCUUUUUCCCAAAGGAAAGUAUUGAUUCACGCCCCUCCUACAAUCGUCAUAGUCUGUGAUUUAUUUUGUUCAGUGGCCGUCCCCCCGAGAGCGUGUCCCCUCAGGGUAGUGCGCGCUGCCCAGCUGUCCUCUCCUGACCCUGUCGUGAACGUCCGUGUCCCCCAGUGUAUACCCAGUCUGGCGGCCGCCUGUACAGAAUUAAACUAUUUUCUGAUGA